GCUUCUCUCUCUCUCUCUCUCUCUCUCUCUCUCUCUCAUUCGUUCUGAACAGAACGAGAGCGCAAUCUGUGCAGCACGUGUGCGCGCGCGCGCGCUCGGCUUCUCUACCACAGUGAUAUUUCGAUAGUGAGUGUGUAUACGUGCGUUUUUCCAGUGAACAUACCUGCGGAGAAAGUAAGAGCCGCCGCUGCAUCUUUCGGCCCGAACGACACGUGAAAGGGAAGAAUCGUCGUGUAUAGAUGAAGGCGUCAGCGAUGCCGAAAGAGCGCCGUGACCUUUUACGGCGUCACUUCCUGGCAGCAACGUCUCCGGUCUGAGCGCGAGCGCCACGAGGAGGACGUACGAUGUAUAGCAAUAAAAGGCCAGAGCUGCCGGCGAGCCCAAGGGACUCCAGGAGGGACUCGAGAAAUUCGCGAGCCGCUGCGACGAUGUCCAAGUACGAUCGGCUCAGCCCUCAUCCCCGAAGAAGACUGACCAACGCGGCGAGAAUCGAGCAACUCUAUCACCAUUUUCAAGCCCACUCGAGCAGCGACGAGUGUCUCACGAGGAAUAAAUCGAAAAGCACGAGCUCGAUCGAUACUCAGUCGGUCAACAAUAUUCUUGAUGAAUUUGAAGAUUUGGACUAUCGCAGAUCGUCGGAUCUCAGCGACAUUGAGGUCGCUAAUGCAGAGGUGACGAAUUUCGAGGAGAUGAUGAAUUUCCAAAAGCGACAAGCCUCCGAGAAGCAGAAUUCGCGCAUGUUUCGCUCGUUGAACAAAGUUCCGCCACGGGAGCAGCACAGCAGCGGCUUUGGGUCGCCAACGAAAAUUAGCCGACAGACGCAAGUUCGACAGCGCUCACGAGAUCGACUGCGCGAUAAUGCCAAACGACUACUAUCGCCGCCGGACGAAACUCCGACGCGACACGAGCGAAAAAAUUCAGCGCCCACUUUUCAGAGUUCCGAAGUUCGCGCGAGCGUUCGCUCGGCAAAGACGCAGCCUGAAAUACUGCUGAGGAAGGGCGAAGUUCAGAAGAGAGUCGACGAGUGGCUGAGCCAGACGCGAAAUCAAAAUUGCGCUGGAUUUACUACCAAGGAAAGUCGAGGAUUGACUCGAUCGAACAGCAGUGCCGAGCAAAAGAAUUAUCGACGACUGAGGCAGCAGGAGCUGCGAUCGAGAAGGUACCAGUUGAAUGUCUCGUCGAGCUACGACGACUUGACGCACGACGAACUCCGGACGGAUCGCAACAGGGACAAUAAAAUUAGUGUUGGCGUGAAUACUAACCGAGGAACUUACAAGCAGUACCUGGCGCUCAAGAGCAAGGCAAAGCUGCAGAAGCAGCAAGAGAACGGUAAUCGGGAAGAGGGCAGAAACCGAAUGGCUCUCCGAUCGCGAGAAGCUAGUCCGGCAGCGAGGAUGCAAGAGGACGCGCGCAACGACGCGAUGAACUCGAGCUUUCGAUCGUCGUCGUCGUCGAGACGAGACGAGCCGAGCGAGCACGAGCAGCGCCAAACAGCUCAGUGCUCGCAGCUCAACGAAACGGUGUCGGCGACGAGCGUGCGCGCUAGCAGAACGGCACGCGCCAGGCACCAGAUGGAAAAUCGCAUUUCCAGCUUGGUCAAGGCCAGAAACGAAAUGACCAGCGGCUCUCUGGAGAAUCCGCCCGCGAGUAUCGUAGCGGCACCAGCGUCGGCGGUCAUCAGGCGCUCGUCGUUCAAGCGCGAAAGCGUUCGAAGCUCUUCGAAAUCCAAUGGACCCAGCGGCAAAGACGAGGAGGAACGUAUCGCAGCUCGGUCCGGCCAGGAGCAAAAGAUCAACGCGUCCGCGGAUCAAAGUAGUGGAAACAAAACUGGGGAAUCGAAUCAUCCCAGCGGCUCUGGCUCGGAUCUGUCCCAAGAGGUUUACGGCUCGGUGAGCGCGCGCAUCCGUGCGUUCCAGGACAAAAGCGACAGCCGCGUGCCCAAGUCGAGGAGCUUGCAGGGCUCCAACAUUCUCAUCGAGACGAGAAACCGAUCUCCGAUGUCGCCGAGCAGGACUGAUUGUUUCCAGUACAAAGACUGCGAUCGGAUUCAGUCCACUUUCAAGCCUAAUGUCGCCGCGCACAAUCUACCGAACCAGGAACAGCAGCCCGCCAAGCGAGAGGUCGAUGUGGCGACGAGGUACGUUGAAAAGAUUUACGAGACCACCUUACAGCCCGAGGUCAUUCAUGCGGACAAUUUGGAGGCGGUAUUCAAACCGGGACGCACGAAUUUCGUUUACGGCGAGAGAACUUCCAAAGAUAUGUCUCUCGCGACGACGAGUUUGCCAAAAGACGAGGGCAGCUCGAAGAAGAAAAAUUUCAAUGACAACGGCAACGACAACGACGGCAAGCAAUCGGAGUCGAGAUUCGACCAUUGCUUGAAACUCCUGCAGCGCUCGCCGAGCUUCCGACUGAAGAGGUCGCACCCCGUGCAAAAGGAUCGUGAGAAUUACGCGAAGCUAACGCAAUGCGAAAACCUCAUGACGAAUAGUGAGUUGAGGCCAUCGAACAGCUUCAAAACCUUUCAAAGCAGUAACGCUGCCAGUGCACCACCACAACAAACCAACAGCGCAUUAGACAAUCGCGCCAGCGAAAACAAGGUAACGGCUCAGAUAACCUCGCGUGAAAAUCUCAACCGCGGCUCUUACGAAGCGAGGAGCACCUUGAAAUUGAACGCUCUUAAGACGCUGAAUGCUGACGUAAUCGAAAACGAGAGGAAUAAUAGGCAGAAUGGCAUUCGAUCGGCCGAGAGUACUCUAGUCAAUCGUCACAACAUCAUCAACUCGAGUGAUCUGUUAAAGAGUGGAAGCACAUCGUCGUCGCUGCACAGUAUGCCAGAGCACAAAGCCGAGAAUGGUGCAGUGGUGAAUGAAGUUCUGGUCAAAAAUCUGCAAUUCAAGCAGGACCUGCCGUCCUCGACGACGCCACCGCCUCCGCCACCACGCACCUGUCUUGAAUCUUCAAGGAGACAAGAACCCGGCGCCCUGCUUGUCGAGCUGACACCUCUGCGCAAUCGACCGCUCAAUUACAACAGCGUGCUUAACGAUGACUACGAGAAAUUACACUCUCGCGAUCAUCAACGCGAGAAUAGCAAAAUUUACGUGACCAAAGAGGAGAUGGCACGCAAGAAAAUGAUGGAUUUGCUGAGGGACGGAGAGUUUGACUUGGUUAAAACGGAACUCGAGCGUAGUUACACGCUAUCGACACCGGGAGCUGGCAGUCCACCGUGCAGUCCACCUCCAGCGCCGGCCGCUUACAUAUCCAGCGCCAGGGCGUCCUCGCGCAGACUCGCCGCUGCCGCGAGUCUUGGCUUCGGCGGUGCCACCAAUUCGCCCGAGCGCGACCCCCUGGGCAAGCUCAUCAGGUAUCUGAAGAGCUUCUACCGGGAGCUGGGCACGAGGGACCUAGCACAUCUACCGCAAUGGGCUUCGCCGCUGCCUCCGGGCACUCUGUGCCCCGCGCACUUCCAGCCUCACUUACAGAUCGUGCACAAGAGCGAGCAGGAGCAUCGCCUCGAGAAUAUCAAGAUGGACCAGAUUUUCGCCCCGCUAAGCGACGGUUCGAUUUCGGAGGCGCCCCGACGUGUCUCCGUGGAAGGUGGCCCAGGCAGCGGACGAACGACGCUCUGCUUACGACUGCUCUACCAAUGGGCUACGCAGAGCGACGGUCCAGCUCUGGUGUUCUUCGUACCGUUGCGCGAGCUGCGCGGAGGCCCGCUGCUGAACUAUUUGACUCGCGAGCUCUUUCCGCGCCAGUGCACCGAAGCCAUUCAGCAGGUGUGGCGAACGAUGCAGCUGCUGGAAGAACGCGCGCUUUUCGUUCUCGAUGGCUACGACGAAUGCUCGACCAGUAGUCGCGCCUCUCUCGGGGACGCCAUCGAUUUGCUCGAGGGCAGACUCUUUCCCGAGGCGAGAGUGCUGGUCACCUGCUCGGCGAGCGAUGCCGCGAGCAUUGGCUCGUUAGUCGUGCACAGAAGGUUACACUUGGCCGGUCUCGAGUGGCCUCACGUCGAGAGACUCUGCGUCGCCUAUUUCAUUCAUAAUGAUAUGGCAGAGAAGGCCUGCGAGUUCCUCGAGGUGCUUAACGUGCAGCCCCUUAACGUCAGGCAACUCGCUCAGCAUCCGCUUGGCUGGAUCAUGCUCUGCGUGCUUUAUCAAGACUGCGGAAACCUGCCGGGUGAGCUGAGUAGCUUGGUGCAGGCGGCGGUGAAAUGCAUCGUGAAGCGAAGCUUGGAGCCAGCGGUGCCGAGCGACGAAGAGAUUCCCGCGCACUGUCGCAAACGUCUCGAGGAUUUCGGUAAACUUGCGCUCGCGGCUCUGCGAGAUGGGCGCACCUACUACGCCGAGAGCGAGCUUAGACAGCGUGGCGGCGGCUUCGAAAUCACAAAGCUUGGUUUCCUCAACAAAGGAAUAGCAUUCAGUCAGCGUCGCAAAUGCGAAUUGUACACGCCGAUCCACCUGGUGGUGGCGGAAUUCCUGGCUGCGUAUUACCUAACGUCAGUGGCGCAGUACGCCAACAUCCUACGUCGUGAGCUCGAGGGCCUACCAUCGGGCAUAAUCGGCUACCUGGCGGGACUGCUCGGACCUAAGACGCACCUAGUGCUCAAUCAGCUGUGUCCCCUGGAAGUGCCAGCGCGGGCGAUGUUCUCACUGCUGAAAGCUGCCGGUGCGUCGGACGGCAACGUGGCAGCGAUUUGUCGGCUCGUUGGCGCGGGUCCAGGCUUCGGGCCUGCACCCAACGAACGACCGCCGGCACCGCUGGUUCACACUUCGCCGUUGGAACUGGAGGGCUGGGCGCGAAUACUAGAAUCGUCGGCUUGCAGCCUCGAGGCUCUCGAGGUCGUGUUUCAAGUCGAACGGGGUUCCGAUCCGCACCACCUCGACGAGUUCUUCGAGGCCCUGACUGCCAACGAGAGCGUCAAGCUCGUUAGGAUCACGUCGCUACUGGGUCAGGAAUUCCCUGCGGACGAAGUGCUUAGGCUUGCCGAGCACGUCAGAAAUAUCCUUGGCAAGAAGAGGCUACACGAGUUCGAGCUUGUUAUCACGUGUCUCGAAGAAUCUGCACACGAUAGAUUGGAGUGUGUGGUGAGUGCAUUGUGUCGCGGUCUGAGCCAGGCAUCAGCGCAAUUGUCGCGGCUGGUCCUCGACAUGAAUUUGUCGGGUGAGCAGGUGUCACGAGUAUGCGGGGCACUACGUCAUUGUCCUCAGGUCCAAGCGCUACAUUUGCCGCACCUUGGCUGCGGCUGCGAAGGUCUUGCGUCCGUUGCCAACCUUCUCAAAGAACGGCCGCUUCUUGCUCUCAACCUCGCUGGCAGCUGGGGAGCCAAGAACGAGGACCCUUCAAGCUCGGGCAUCAGUAUGGGAUCUGGAUCAGGAUCAGGAAGCAGUGGCUGUGCAUCCAGUACCCUGGGCAGUUUACCAACGAGUAGUCGCUGUUACUCGUCUUUGCCUCGCGGUGCCUUGGCAGCAUACGGUGGUUCGAAUCGGCCAGCCACCCUGCCGCGACUACCACUAAGUUUGGGUACACCGAGCAGCGGCAACAGCAGCAACAAUGGCACCCUACCAAGCAGUAGUAGCAGCAACAAUGGCGAACGCGAUGCCAGUAGCAAACGCAACAGUGACAGUGUACUUUGCCAUCGAUUGCCUACGUUACACCCUCCACCGGCUUGUGACAUCGUUAGUCAUCAUAGUAGCGGAUUUCACGAGAUCUUUAGUGCUAUUAGAGAACCAAACUGCAAGCUGCGCUCGCUGAACGUAAGCAAGUGUCUGCUGGGCGGCUUGGACGCCGCUUGCCUUGCCGAGACGAUAAGACGCGCACGUAACCUCGACGCAGUUCGAGCGGCCGGAGCUUCAAGACCUGCCGACGUCAUACCUUUGGUGGUCGCCCUCGCCGAAGCCCCCUGUUUGCAGCUACUCGAUCUCGCUAGUCCACGUCUCGCCCUCGACGAUCAUCCCUGUAGAUUAUUGUGCCACGCUCUUGCCAGAAAUUCCACGCUCAGGCUGCUCAGCCUCGAAGGCUGGACCUUCAGGAUCGAGGAGUCGGAGACGCUGUCGGUGUUCUCGGAGCUGUUGCGCUGCACGAACGUGCGCGAGCUGAGCCUAUGCAACGCCCGCCUGCACCUGGCCGUCCACGAAGGACCGGUAUCACGGCUGGGUCGACGCGACGACGCCGGAGCCGAGUUGCUGAGGGCCGCGGCGCCGCCCGCAUGUCCCGACGUCGUUUUCCUACGACUGGCUGGCUUUCAGGUGACGGUGAACGACAGACUAGCACUGCGCGGUCCACUAUUGCUGCCGUUCCUCGCGGGAUUCACAGGCCUAAGCGAGCUCGACCUGUCGCUGGACAAAUCGACGAUCGGGUGCAGCAACGCCAACAGCAGCUCUCAGCUGUUCAUCGACGACCGCAUGCUCGUGCAAUUUUUCGGCUGCCUAUCCACGCACUUCCGCGGUCUACAAUCGCUGCGCAUCAAUUUCUGGCGCAUCACUCUGGAGGACAGCGAGCGCACGCUGCGCCAAGUGGGCAAGCAUUUGCGCAACUCGAGCUGCCUGAGCUUCGUGAAAGCGUCGGGCUUGUUCGUCGCCGACGCAGUGAAGAAAGCGCGGGUCGAGCACGGGCUGAUUCAAGCCUUCCUCGCCAAUCUCGGCUGCCUGCAGUGGCUGUGCUUGGACGGCGUGGAGCUGGCGGAGAUGCAAGCCGCGAGCGUCGGCAAGUGCUUGCGCGAAAGGUUCGCCGGCACUCAUCUGGAGGUCAGCGCCAAGGACGUGCAUAUGCGCGCGCUCAAGGCACUGGUGUCUAGCGUCGAGGAGGGCGGACGCGCCGAAGUCCUCUAUGCAGGAGGGGCCAGUUGUCGGCUGAAGAUCACCAAGUUGCAAAAGAACGCCAAGAGUCGCAAAAAAUGAGACGGCGCCACUCAUAAUUGUUGCCGAUUUUCAUUGUAGCGCUAAUCUCUGGACGGAGAUUGCCAAGCUUUCUGUGAUCGAUCGGACUGCCCUCCGAGUUUUAUCACGAGCUGCAGGAGUGUGGACUCCCUCACGCAGAGAGACCGCAAGUUUUCGCACUGAAUUACGAUCAUGCACGAAUUUAUUAUACUCGACGAAUAUCUGAGAGGAAGCUACGCUAAAUCGUUAUUCGAAUGCCUCUCCGUGCUUAUAUUUUUCAUCAAAAAUGAAUUUGCAAUUACGUAUCAUCAGCCAACAUAAUCCUUGUUAUUUAUUAACGUGGCGUACUCGCCUAUGAUAAUAGCAUUUUUUUUAUCACGAAAAUAUUCUUUUUCUAUUGAACGGAUGGUUAAUCACGAUUUUAUUGAUGCAAAUGAUAAUAAUGCACGCAUAAUGAAUUGUAAGUUUAUCGUUUUUAAUUUUGUACAAAAGUGUUAUGAUAAUGUAAAAAGAAGAAUUAAAUUAAAAAUAGCUUGAGCAAGAUGGGAAUCAUACAAGUAUAUUGUAAAAAUGAUUAUCUCAAAUUUAAGCUACUUUUCUCAAUGUCAGAAGUUAAUUUGAAAAAAAAAAUGUUUAAAACAUCUGCACGUAAAGACGCAAAACGUGGCUUCCAAAUUGUUUCUAAUUUAUAGAUGAUUCGUUUCUAAAAUCAAUUACGAAAAUUUUGCUGACAUUCACUUUGGAAAAAUUGUAUUUGCUAGUUUUCAUUUACGUUUUUCAUUAACAGUCUUACUCAACAAAACAAUGAGUUUUUAACGUAUAUAACUCCCUUGUUUAUAACUUUAAUCAAUAAUGCUGAAAUAUAACAGAAAAAAAUCUAUUGCACAUUAAAUUCGAAUAAAAUAGUUUUCCUGUUGUUAAAUUGCUUGUAAAAUGCGACCUUCAGAGUAAUUUAUUAAUAAAACGAAGCUAUAAGAUUGAUUCUGAAUAAGUUAUUAAAAAAAAUAAUAAUAAUCAAUUAAUCAGUAUGUUUGCAUUAGUAAUAUUGAAGAAUCGUAAAAAGUUGCUAAUUGCUAAAAGAAUUGUUGAAACAUUGAAAAAUUUUAUAAGUAAAGAAUAAAUGAUGUAAUAUGUAAUAUGUAUGGAAGUGUAAACGAAACUUAAAGAUAUUGAAUUUAAUAAAGGAUUGAUAACAUAAUUAAAUUUAUAAAAUGACUGCCAAAUAACAUCGCAAUGCUCACUUACGAAAAGAUGAAACCGAUUUACUGUUAUUAGGGGUUUAGAAAAGAAAGAAAUAUUCAUAAGGGUAUUAACUGUUGAUAGAUCGUAAGAACGCUACGGCGUAAAUUUUCCCUUUCGCUAAGAACGAUGAUAUUGUUACACGAGGAAAUCCACUUAUUACAAAAACAAAGUAAAUAAUAUGCAAAACAAAGUUUUAUAAUAGCGACUGAAAAGCUUUUAUAGAUAAGAAAUAUCGUCAUUAUCACCAAGAUCCAUUUUUAUGAGCAACCUACUUACGGAGCACUUUUUAUUUUUAAAGAUAAUAAAAAGUUUACUGAUAGUAUGUUCUUUUCUACGACAAGCUACAAUAUGUAUUAUUUUUACACUUUUUGUCAUAUAUUUCAGAACACAAAUGUGGUGUCAUUUUUCUGCGUAAAAACACGAAUAAAGUAAUAAAAUAUAAUAUAAUAUAGUAAAUCUUGGUAAACAUUUCUAGAACAUUGGAUUUUUCACUUUCUAUUCAUAGCCUUUUUUACUUUGCAUUACGGCUUUUUGUAUAAAAAAAUAAUACGAUUUCUAAUUCAUAUACCUCUAUUGGAUGUUAUGCCAGAAACAAUAUGAUACUCAAUUUUCUACCUUGUUAUAAAUGCGAAGUGUUUUUACUAAGUUUUUAACUUUUUAAAAUUUAUAAUUAUACAAUUUCGUCUGACUCCUCAGGCGUAGUAAUACAGAAUGUUUGGCGAAUGAAACGAGAUCAUUGUAAAGACAAUUAUUUAGAGACCAAAGCUGAAACAUGCAAGAGACUAAUCAAAUAAAUAAAAAUAAUUAAAACAUUAUUCGAGAUCCUCUUGUGAACGAAUACUUAGCUCAAGCAAUUUUAUU
Messenger RNA from Phymastichus coffea, 8975 nucleotides. RefSeq lists its product as uncharacterized. The coding region runs from base 345 to 6893 and encodes 2182 amino acids. The transcript is spliced from 12 exons. The record is from RefSeq and is a predicted model, not a curated record. NCBI's taxonomy places the organism in Eukaryota, Metazoa, Arthropoda, Insecta, Hymenoptera, Eulophidae.